Amphibalanus amphitrite is the source of this 3599-nucleotide messenger RNA. RefSeq lists its product as uncharacterized. The transcript has 4 exons. Lineage: Eukaryota; Metazoa; Arthropoda; Thecostraca; Balanomorpha; Balanidae. Bases 1891 to 2460 code for a protein of 189 amino acids. The record is from RefSeq and is a predicted model, not a curated record.
AUCUUUUAGUCCCGCUUAGUACAAUGCCUAUUGAGCAUUGUAUCACGGCAUAUUGCCUACCCCGCUUAUUGUAUCUCGACGCGGAUAACUGAACAGAUGGGAAAACUGCUCGAGUCGAGCAGGACACUGCAUUUAAUGUUGUAAUUUGUUACGUAGAAAAGUAAAACGUGUAUCAUUGCAACUUUGUUGCCCUUUUGAGGCCAAAAUGGCGGUUAAAAGUAAGAUGUUAAAAGAACAUCUUACUUCUUUUAACAGAUGUUAAAAGAACAUCUUACUGGAUACUGCGGAAGCUGAAAACGGUUGUGAAGGGGGCCGAGUACUUUUCCGGCGUUGAUCCUAGUUCACGAGUGUAAGUGCCUUUAUUUGUAUGCACCACCUUUACAGCGGAGUUGUUUUGCCCCGGUUUCACUCCACAUGACUGGUCGGCCGGCCUGCAUUGGCACAGUGACGCAGCCCGAUGCUCUGAUUCAGCCGGUCGUCGGUACUCCCCCAAACAAACUGUGCGCGGCGCCCCGCUCCGCACAGCCCCGGUCACAUCGGGUAUGCAGGAGGGUGCCGGCCGGCCUGGGUGGUCAGCGGUUACAGCGCGGCCCGUAAGCCAACAGUGGACGGCCGACAGUCAACUCGGCCGGCGGACGUUUCACCUGGAAAACGGUUCUAAUGGGGGCGGCUCGCGGGGUUCGGAGCGCGCGCCCAGACCACUGCCGGCCUCUCCGUCACGUAACGGCUAUCGCAAAUGAGGAAAACGGCUGAGAGGACCAGCCUUUUGCUUGCAGAAACCGCGGAUAGAAAUGGGUUAUUCACCGUAGGUUUCCGCGUCCGCUGUCUUCCAGAGCUUUAUUAGAGGGAGGGAAAGUUGCCCUCCCUCUUCAAUGCGUUUCGAGACGAUUUUUCAGGAAUACGCAUUGGCUCCUUUUGCUGGUCGGUCUCCCAUUUUGAGCACCUUUUUUGUCUGUUGUAUGUUUGUCUGCUUUGUUUGAUUAGGCCCAUCGAUCUAUUGAGAUUUCAGGACCGAGAGAUGAUAAGAUCGGGGACAAUGGAAUGAGCAAUAGACUGAUUCGGGUUCGACUGUUGAGCCGCAGCAACGGACCUCAUCCCGUUGGGACCAGGGUACACGUUGGGACGGGAAUGUCCGGAUGAGCCAUAGCCCAUAACACCCAUCGGCUCAAACGAUCACCCCCAGGGGAUGAUCCUAUGCUCCCGCUGAAACUGCUCUCUCCCGGCCUUUUCUGGUGGGGUGGUGGCCAUUCCGGGUGCUCAAGGAUGCUGAUGGGCUGGCCCUGAGGGUAGAGAGGACGGACGUUGUUCGAUGAAUUUGGCAUGCAGUGUCGUUGACCUUGCGGAAAGCAAUUCGUCAUGUGUUCGAUAGUUCUUGAGGCUCGAAUGGUUGAUUUAUAUUUUGCCUACUUUUACCUUCCUUUUCAUUUUUAAGAAAAAAAGAUGAUUAUCUGCGAGUGGGGCGCAGCAUUACCAGCGCAGCUAAACGCUGCAGUUAUCGGUAGACGUCCCAUAAGACGAGCUGAAAUUGGUCCAUUUCAUUUUCACCUAGCACUUUCCUCUUUCUUCCUCAUCCUCCCUCAACACGGAUCUCAUUUGUGCGGUCACGUGACACGACCGUUCGACACCUUGGAACGGUCACGUGUCCGGCUGUUUCAACAGUGCGGUCCGCUCAAAUGGGGCGGUCGGCGGCGCCGCUCGUCAUUGCCUUUCCGGCUGGGUCCGGCGUCACGUCAGGCGCUGGGGAGACAUUAGAGGCACCGGGUGGGCGGCUGGCGAGGGAAGUGAAGUAUAGGCAGGGAAGUCUACGAGACAGGACAGGAAGCCGUGCACCACUGAGGGAUACGCCAGCCCUGACAAGACUUGCCGAGCACGGCUGUCAAGCUCGGCAGCAUGCAGACUCCGGCGUCCUACACACUGCUGGGGAUGGCGCUGGCGCUGGCCUCCCUGGCCGCCGUGGGCUUCGGCGGCGUGCAGUGGUGGUACCUCUGGGAGACCACCUUCAACGACCGCUCCGACGAGCCCGUCAACUAUGGGGCGUCUGCGUCGUGUGUGGACGCCACCGGGGCCGAGACGGACCCGCAGGGCGUCGGUCUGGAUCUGGUGCUCUCCCAGGACCCCGGCGCCGACCGCAUCACAGUCAGCGGGCUGGUCGUCGGAGGCGGGGUGCAGCAGGGAACAGGCGUGCGUCUCCGGCUGUAUUCCGAUAACAGCUGCACGCCCACACCCACUCAUUUCCUGGCCGGGACCAUCGUCUCACCCACCGUUGACCGGUACGCCGACGUCUCCUGGACCAUCUCCGGCUACCGAUUGGACGGUUCAGAGAAUGACGUCACCGGUGACGUGAUAGCCGUGCAGAGUCCGUCGGGCCGGGUACAGGCGUGCUGCACCAUCCGGCGGCUGCCGGGUGCCGCGGUCGCCGCCCGCCUGCUCCGCCGCGCCGCGCCGCCGCCGCUGCGGUGAGGUGACGCUGGUGCCGGGGUGCGGUCCCGCUGCCCGCCUGGUGCCGGGGUGCGGUCCCACUGCCCGCCUGGUGCCGGCCUGGUGCCGGGGUACGGUCCCACUGCCCGCUGGUGCCGGGGUACGGUCCCACUGCCCGCCUGGUGCCGGCCUGGUGCCGGGGUACGGUCCCACUGCCCGUCUGGUGCCGGCCUGGUGCCGGGGUACGGUUCCACUGCCCGCCUGGUGCCGGGGUACGGUCCCACUGCCCGCCUGGUGCCGGGGUACGGCCCCACUGCCCGCCUGGUGCCGGAAAGGUAGCGGUAGUCGGUAGCUGUUGUUGGUGAUUCUGCGCCUGAUUCUGCGCCAUGUUAUGGGUUGUUUUGGUGCUAUGAGGGUUUGUUAAUUGUUAUGUUUUAUUUCAGUAUUUUAAGCAUGUGGGUAGGCACUACGAAUUGCAAGUACUGAAACUCAACUGAAAGCUUGACUGGAAGUUAUCGGAUAUCAUUGCGGUUCAGAGUGAUUGAUCAGGGAGAUCGCACUAAUGAAUGAUCAAUCGCACAAGCCCACUGUGCUCGAGAUAAAGAGGCAAGGGUUCGGACUUUCCCGCACCUUUUCUUCUUGUUCGUACUAUAUAGGAGCAGUAUAAUGCGACAAAACUUAUUUCCUUAGGGCGGAAGGGAAUUCGGUGCCUGCUCGAAAAUCAGUUCACCCGGCUUUUUUACCACGGUCCGUGUCUGAUGAGACUGACGUUGCUAGUUAUUCAUUAGUAUAAUAACACGGAUGACGGAACAAAAAUGAUAGACGAACGCGUUUCGGCUAAAUCGCCGUCAUUAGCGUCUAAAAGGAUAACUCCUUUUGACGUGUGUUUUUUUCCGUGUUAUUAUACUUGUUUCAACUGAAAUACAAUUAUCCAUUAGUGUUCGUACGGAGCGUGAUUUACGCAUCGCUAAUUAGUAACUACAAAAAGGUGCUCCUUUUUAAAUUUUAGUCGUUGGAUGCAAUAUAAAGUCGAUGCACAAAUGUGUAAUGUAUUUCAGUGACAUUUUACAUCACAUCGUAUCAGUGUACUAACACCAGUGCAGCAUUCCACGCUGAUCAACGAAAUCAUGGACGUACGAAUAAUAUUUAAUAUUUUCAUGUGAAUAAAAUGUUUAUACGUG